Dama dama (fallow deer) is the source of this 4332-nucleotide messenger RNA. RefSeq names its product NCK associated protein 1 (gene NCKAP1). The transcript is spliced from 31 exons. Gene Ontology annotation, biological process: cell migration; cell projection assembly; cortical actin cytoskeleton organization. NCBI's taxonomy places the organism in Eukaryota, Metazoa, Chordata, Mammalia, Artiodactyla, Cervidae. The record is from RefSeq and is a predicted model, not a curated record. The coding region runs from base 147 to 3533 and encodes 1128 amino acids. Gene Ontology annotation, cellular component: SCAR complex.
CGCGCCCCUGAGGCGGAGGUCACGGGCGGGAGGGGAGGAGGCCCGACCGAGGUAGCUGCGGAGGCCGCGGGCCGGUGACUGGGCGCGAGGCCGGCAGCGCCGGCCCCACCACUGCCAUCGCCACCGCCGCCACCAUCACCACCACCAUGUCGCGCUCCGUGCUGCAGCCUAGCCAGCAGAAGCUGGCGGAGAAGCUCACCAUCCUCAACGACCGGGGCGUCGGCAUGCUCACGCGCCUCUACAACAUCAAGAAGGCUUGUGGAGACCCCAAGGCAAAACCAUCCUACCUUAUUGACAAAAACCUGGAAUCUGCUGUGAAAUUCAUAGUCAGAAAAUUCCCUGCUGUAGAAACUCGCAACAACAAUCAACAGCUUGCACAACUGCAGAAAGAAAAAUCAGAGAUUCUGAAAAAUCUGGCGUUAUAUUACUUCACAUUUGUAGAUGUUAUGGAAUUUAAGGACCAUGUUUGUGAAUUGCUGAAUACUAUUGAUGUUUGCCAAGUCUUCUUUGACAUUACUGUAAACUUCGAUUUAACAAAGAACUACUUAGAUUUGAUCAUAACAUAUACAACACUAAUGAUACUGCUGUCUCGAAUUGAAGAAAGGAAGGCAAUCAUUGGAUUAUACAACUAUGCUCAUGAGAUGACCCACGGAGCAAGUGACCGAGAAUACCCACGCCUUGGUCAGAUGAUUGUGGAUUAUGAAAACCCUUUAAAGAAAAUGAUGGAAGAAUUUGUGCCCCAUAGCAAGUCUCUUUCAGAUGCACUCAUUUCCCUUCAGAUGGUGUAUCCUCGAAGGAACCUUUCAGCUGACCAGUGGAGAAAUGCCCAGUUGUUGAGUCUCAUCAGUGCUCCCAGCACAAUGCUUAAUCCCGCACAAUCUGACACUAUGCCUUGUGAAUAUCUCUCAUUGGAUGCCAUGGAAAAAUGGAUUAUCUUUGGCUUCAUUUUGUGCCAUGGGAUCCUAAAUACUGAUGCAACAGCACUGAACCUUUGGAAACUAGCUCUUCAAAGUAGCUCUUGCCUCUCUCUCUUUCGGGAUGAAGUUUUCCACAUUCAUAAAGCUGCAGAAGACUUAUUUGUAAACAUUCGAGGCUAUAAUAAGCGUAUUAAUGACAUAAGAGAAUGCAAAGAGGCAGCUGUGUCACAUGCUGGGUCAAUGCACAGAGAAAGACGGAAGUUUUUAAGGUCUGCACUGAAAGAAUUGGCUACUGUCCUCUCUGAUCAGCCUGGCUUGCUAGGUCCUAAGGCACUUUUUGUUUUUAUGGCAUUAUCCUUUGCCCGUGAUGAAAUUAUCUGGCUACUUCGUCAUGCAGAUAACAUGCCAAAGAAGAGUGCAGAUGACUUUAUAGAUAAGCACAUUGCUGAAUUAAUAUUUUAUAUGGAAGAGCUUAGAGCACAUGUAAGGAAAUAUGGACCUGUAAUGCAGAGAUAUUACGUGCAGUACCUUUCUGGCUUUGAUGCUGUUGUCCUCAAUGAGCUUGUGCAGAAUCUUUCUGUUUGCCCUGAAGAUGAAUCGAUCAUCAUGUCCUCUUUUGUUAACACUAUGACUUCUCUAAGUGUAAAACAAGUUGAAGAUGGGGAAGUAUUUGAUUUCAGAGGAAUGAGAUUAGAUUGGUUUCGAUUACAGGCAUAUACUAGUGUCUCUAAGGCUUCACUUAGCCUUUCAGAUCACAGAGAACUUGGAAAGAUGAUGAAUACAAUAAUUUUUCACACAAAAAUGGUAGAUUCCUUGGUGGAAAUGUUGGUGGAAACAUCAGAUCUCUCCAUAUUUUGUUUUUAUAGUCGUGCUUUUGAGAAGAUGUUUCAACAAUGUUUGGAGUUACCCUCUCAGUCAAGAUACUCAAUUGCAUUUCCACUACUUUGCACUCAUUUUAUGAGUUGCACACAUGAACUGUGUCCAGAAGAGAGACAUCAUAUUGGAGAUCGCAGUCUUUCCUUAUGUAAUAUGUUCCUUGAUGAAAUGGCCAAACAAGCUCGAAAUCUCAUCACUGAUAUUUGCACAGAACAGUGUACUCUUAGUGACCAGUUGUUGCCCAAGCAUUGUGCCAAAACCAUCAGUCAAGCAGUGAAUAAGAAGUCUAAAAAACAGACUGGUAAGAAAGGGGAACCUGAAAGGGAAAAACCAGGAGUUGAAAGCAUGAGGAAGAACAGGCUGGUCGUGACCAACCUUGAUAAGUUGCACACUGCACUUUCCGAGUUGUGUUUCUCUAUAAAUUAUGUACCAAACAUGGUGGUUUGGGAACAUACUUUUACCCCACGAGAAUAUUUGACUUCUCAUCUGGAAAUCCGCUUUACUAAGUCAAUUGUUGGAAUGACUAUGUAUAAUCAAGCCACACAGGAAAUUGCAAAACCAUCAGAGCUUCUAACAAGUGUAAGAGCAUACAUGACUGUGCUCCAGUCAAUAGAAAACUAUGUGCAAAUUGAUAUUACAAGAGUAUUUAAUAAUGUUCUUCUUCAGCAAACACAACAUUUAGACAGUCAUGGAGAACCAACCAUUACAAGUCUGUACACAAAUUGGUAUUUGGAAACUUUGUUAAGACAAGUCAGCAAUGGUCAUAUAGCUUAUUUCCCUGCAAUGAAAGCAUUUGUGAAUUUACCUACGGAAAAUGAAUUAACAUUUAAUGCAGAGGAAUAUUCUGACAUAUCAGAAAUGAGGUCAUUAUCAGAGCUGCUUGGCCCAUAUGGUAUGAAGUUCCUAAGUGAAAGCCUUAUGUGGCAUAUUUCAUCACAAGUUGCUGAACUUAAGAAACUUGUGGUGGAGAAUGUUGAUGUGCUAACACAAAUGCGGACCAGCUUUGACAAACCCGACCAGAUGGCUGCCCUCUUUAAAAGAUUAUCGUCUGUUGACAGUGUCUUGAAGAGGAUGACAAUAAUUGGUGUAAUUUUAUCCUUCCGAUCAUUGGCACAGGAAGCACUCAGAGAUGUCUUGUCCUACCACAUUCCUUUUCUUGUCAGUUCAAUUGAAGAUUUCAAGGAUCACAUUCCAAGGGAAACUGAUAUGAAGGUUGCAAUGAAUGUGUAUGAAUUAUCAUCAGCUGCUGGAUUACCUUGUGAGAUUGAUCCUGCCUUGGUGGUAGCUCUUUCCUCACAAAAAUCAGAAAACAUAAGUCCAGAAGAGGAAUAUAAAAUUGCCUGCCUCCUCAUGGUCUUUGUGGCCGUUUCUUUGCCCACACUGGCCAGUAAUGUGAUGUCUCAGUAUAGCCCUGCUAUAGAAGGGCACUGCAACAACAUACAUUGCUUGGCCAAAGCCAUCAACCAGAUCGCUGCAGCUUUGUUUACAAUUCACAAAGGAAGCAUUGAAGAUCGGCUUAAAGAAUUUUUGGCGCUUGCAUCCUCCAGUCUACUGAAAAUUGGCCAGGAGACAGAUAAAACAACUACACGAAAUAGAGAAUCUGUUUAUUUACUGCUAGAUAUGAUUGUGCAGGAAUCCCCAUUCCUGACAAUGGAUCUUUUGGAAUCUUGUUUUCCUUAUGUCUUGCUGAGAAAUGCAUACCAUGCUGUCUACAAGCAAAGUGUUACAUCCUCUGCAUAAAAUACCUACUUAUUGAAGACAAGCACGCAUUUUUGUUGCCUCUGUUUUACCUGUAAACUGUGGAACUGUUAGACCUGAAAAACAGUUUUGUGGAUUAUAAAUUUCUUUCAUAUGGUUGUAUUUUCUGAUCAUCAGUUUCUUAAUAUGGUUGUACUUCAAUAUACUUGGUUGAUUUAGGUUGCACAUUUAUGGAAUUCACUGAAAUUAUUCCAAUAAUUUUAGAAUAUCAUUUGUUUGAAAAACAUACAUUCUCUAUGUUUUUGAUAUUUGAUAAUGAAAAAAAAAUCUUUGCUUGUUUAUUUCUGAAAAAGAACUGUAUUUAGUGAUUAUUUUAGAUAGUGAUAUCAUAGCAUUCAUUGUGUGUAAAUUAUUUCAUAUAGGGAAGAGUUCUGACCUGUACCUACUAUGGUUCUUAUUGAAAACAAAACUGGAUGUGCAUUUCUGUGAUGUUAUGAAUACAUUUCUACUUUAUUUUGAAACAUUUGCCAAACUAAUUACUAUAACACUGUAUAACAUUAAAAGUGUUCAUGGACUGCUUAGCAUUAGAAGCAGACUGUGUCCCCAAAUUCUAAAACAGCAGCAAAUGUUGUUGCCUGUAUAAAGCCUGAUAGUAAUUUUUAGACUAAUUUCCACAGUGCCCUGUUGGCAUUAGCACCAUUGCACCCUGCUGUAUAAUAAACAAUCUUAGACAUUUAUCAACUGUUGAUACAAAUGUUAGUCCCUAACCACUUUUUAUAUGUUUUAAAUUUUUGAAAUUCAAGUGUACCUGCCAUAACAAAAUAAACACUAGACUAUCACA